Molecule: messenger RNA, 843 nt
Organism: Microthlaspi erraticum
Lineage: Eukaryota; Viridiplantae; Streptophyta; Magnoliopsida; Brassicales; Brassicaceae
Source: the annotation of a GenBank genome assembly
AUGGCCGACGAAGCAGCUCGCGCUCACGCCGCUGAAGUGGCGCGCGCUCAAGAAGAAGGAAGAGAUCCACCUCCUCCUCCUAAUCCACAAGACCCUGCUGGAGAUGUGAAUGUGCAACCUCAAGCUGGAGCACCUACAAUCGGAGACUAUGACUCUGCCGAUGCUUUCUUCAUGGAUAGAAACCCUAUCCAUCCACCACUUCCUGCAAGGAAUGACUAUGAGAUCAAGCCUCAGAUCAUAGCAUUGGUUAGACAGAACCAAUUCAAUGGCCUUCCAGCUGAGCAUCCUCUUGAUCACAUAGAAAACUUUGAAGAAAUUUGCAGCACUACAAGAUCCAAUGGAGUCUCUGCUGACUACUUAAGCUGCUUUCAUCAACCACUUCUACACCAAGCAAAGAUCAAUUUCUGUAGGAACAAGAUCUCCAACUUUCGCCAAGCCAACAAUGAAUCUUUCUAUGAGGCGCUAGAUCGAUUCAAGGAGUACAUUAGGGACUGCCCUAAUCAUGGUUUCAAUGAGGGAAACCUAUGGAACAUCUUCUAUCGUGGCAUAGACCACAAGUACAAGCUUUCAUUGGACACUGCAAGCAAUGGAAACUUCAUGACCAAGACUGUUGAUGAAGCUAAGGUUCUUAUUGAGAAUCUUGCAGCUAGUGAUUGUAACAACUGUCCUGAUUAUGACCGCUCAAGCCGCACCACUACUAGCUCCCCUGAUUCUUUUCAAAUGACUGAACUCAAGAACAUGAUGGCUCAAGUUCUUAAGGGACAGCUCAAGCAUAUCAAUGCAAUAGAAGGGAUGAGUGAUGCUAAUGAAGACAUCAAGAGAAUGCAUGGGAGAUUUCUCUAA